Messenger RNA from Anolis carolinensis (green anole), 7921 nucleotides. RefSeq names its product proline rich coiled-coil 2B (gene prrc2b). Lineage: Eukaryota; Metazoa; Chordata; Lepidosauria; Squamata; Anolidae. Gene Ontology annotation, biological process: cell differentiation. The record is from RefSeq and is a predicted model, not a curated record.
CGCCUCGGUGGCGGCGGAGAAGAAGGAGGAGGCCUAGCCGAGCAGACGCCCAGAAGGAGCCUCCUCCGCCGUUUUCGUUCCCCUCGGAAAUCCUCCGCCAUCCGCCGCCAUCCCGGCCCCCGAGGCCUUCGGGAGCGCCUCCGCCGGACACCCCAGGCUCCCCGCAACCCUCACAGGCAGAUCGGGAAGCGGCGCAGAGAAUUUCCUUACUCGAUGACAUUUCAUCGCAAUGUCCGAUCGUUUGGGGCAAAUAACCAAGGGAAAGGAUGGGAAAAGCAAGUACUCCACGCUCAGCCUGUUUGAUAAGUAUAAAGGAAAGUCAGUAGAAGCCAUCAGAACCACAGUUAUUCCUAGGCAUGGCUUGCAGAGUCUUGGGAAAGUUGCCGCUGCCCGGCGCAUGCCGCCUCCUGCCAACUUGCCCAGUUUGAAGUCGGAGAACAAAGGCAACGACCCCAACAUCAUCAUCGUACCCAAAGACGGGACAGGAUGGGCAAACAAGCAGGAGCCCCCCGACCAAAAGAGUUCCGGUGCCACGGCCACACAGCCGCCGGAGUCGCUGCAGCCGCCGGAUUUGCAGAAAUCUGUCUCCAGUUUACAGAAGCUGACACAGUCCAUCAGCCAGGAGAGCCCAAAUUUAGCGCCAGGAGGACCAAAGUCAUGGGCACAGCUGAAUGGAAGGCCAGCCGGACACGAAGGUGGUUCAAGGGCCUCAAGCCGACUGUUAUCCUUCUCUCCCGAGGAAUUUCCGACGCUGAAGGCAGCCGGCGAGCAGGACAAGGCUGGCAGAGAAAAGGGCGCCUUAGAUCCGUCGUAUGGGCCCGGACCAAGCCUCCGCCCCCAGAACGUGACGAGUUGGAGGGAGGGCGGCGGCAGGAACAUCCCCUCCGCCCCGCCGCUGGGCUCCUCCCCGACUGAGAUGGGCGGCGGAAGCGGAAGCGUCAGCAAGGCUUUGGCGGCCGCAGAAGGGCCCCCCUCGGACCCCAAGGAGCCCCCCCUCCGCCCCCCCACGCAGCCCCCCGCCCUCCUCCGCAAGGGGCCCGCCCCCCCCUUCGGGGCCGGACUCUACCAGCCCCCCACCUACCACGACAUGCUGCCUGCUUUUAUGUGUUCAAAGCAACCCGAGGCCCCGGUUCCGCUGCUGCAGCGCGGCUCCUCCUCUUCCUCCUGCUUCCCGAUGCCCCAGUUCCGCCUGGAGCCCCGCAUCCCCUUCCGACAAUACCAACCCAGCGACCAAGAGGGGAAAGACCCCCGGCUUGGGACCCCCCGCCCGACCCGCCCAGCCCGCCCGCAGGGGGAGCGCGCCCCCCGGCCCACCAUCAUCAACGCAGAGAACCUGAAAGGGCUCGAUGAACUCGACAACGACGCCGACGACAGCUGGGCAGGCAUCCAUGAUGAAGUGGAUUACUCCGAGAAACUGAAGUUCAGCGAAGACGAGGAGGAGGAGGAAACCCUCAAGGACGGGAGGCCGAAAUGGAACAGCUGGGACCCCCACCGGCAGCGGCAGCUGUCCCUGAGUUCGGCGGAGAGCGCGGAGGCCCGGCCCCCGGCCCCGGAGGAGGCCAAGGCCUGGAGCGAGGCGGCCGGGCUCUCGCGACCCCUCCGCAAGGCCCCCGACGUUGCCCCCGCCCCCCCCCGGAAGGUCAACGGCUGGGGCCCCCUCUCCGACUUGCAGAAGCUUCCCCCGGGGCCUUGCCUCCGCCGCUCGUCGUCGUCUUUGGAGGAGAAGGAGGAGAAUAAGCCUCAGCCGCCCCCGCCGUUGCCUCCACUCGCCUUGCGGCAGAAGUUCCUCCAGUCGGAGAUGUCGGAGGCGGUGGAGCGGGCCCGCAAGCGGCGCGAGGAGGAGGAGCGGCGGGCCCGCGAGGAGCGCCUGGCCGCCUGCGCCGCCAAGCUCAAGGAGCUGGACCAGAAAUGCAAGAAGGCCCAGAAGGCGGCCCCCGAGGGGACCAAGGCCCCCGAGCAACAGCAGGAGGACCGGGGGCCCCGUCCCGAGAAGAACCCCCCCACCGCCACCGAGGGACACCGCCACACCACCCGCAGAGGGAACCCGGAGUUGCACACCCAGGAGUCCUCUUCCAGUUACGGGGAAGAAGAGGCCCCGGCUGCUGGGGCGUUGGCACAUCGGAGCAGCAGCAGCGAGGAGGAGACCGGGGAGGCCGCCUCGCCCGGGCAGGAUUUCAGCAAGUUCUCCAAGCUGCUUCCCCCUCGCUUCCAGCGGCAACAGCAGCAGCAGCAGCAGCAGGACCAGCUGUACAAGAUGCAGGGCUGGCCGCCGUCCUCCUCGCCCUCACAGGUCUACCCGGCAGCCCCCUCGUCGUCGUCCUCCUCCUCUUCCGCCUCCUCUUCCUCCGCCUCCUCGCACCCUUCGCAGCCGCGGUCCUUCUUCCCCCCGCCGCCCCCGCAGAUGCUGGGCUUUGACCCCCGCUGGAUGAUGAUGCCCUCCUACAUGGACCCCCGCAUGAGCCAGGCCCGCCCCGCCGUGGAUUUCUACCCCUCCGCACUCCAUCACCCAACAGGGAUUCUGAAGCAGGACUCCAUGAGCGGCAGCCUUGGCUCGGAGAGACCGGAGGGGCAGGCGGAGAGGAAGGACCCGGCAGCUCCGGCGUGGGGCCCAGAGAACUACGUCUCCCUCCAGAGCAAAGGGGGGCCUCUCCCGCGCCCCAAGCAGGCCGAGGGCACGCUGCAUCCCAGGAACGACAACUUCCGGGCCCAGAGGGACCUUUUUGAGGAUCCAGAGGACUAUUUGCACGCCUUUGACAGAAAGGCCGGUUUUGAGAGCUGUGUCGCUUCUGCCUCCCGGCACUUGAGCCAGGACCGUGGCUUCUCGUCGCAAGAACGCAACCCGAUGGAGCCUGGGAAGAAACCGGAGUGUAACGGCUGGGACGCCGGUCCGUACGCGAAGGCCUCCGAAGCGGCCGGGUCAUCGUCGAAGGAGGAAGAGGACGAGGAGGCAAAACCUGCAGAGAAACCGCCUGCUGCUGCCGAAACCAGGUGGGCCCCCGAAACGACAGGAAGGGCCCGCCGAUCCGGCCCCAUCAAGAAGCCGGUGCUGAAGGCGCUCAAAGUGGAGGAGAAGGAGAAAGAGCUGGAGAAGGUGAAGUCGGCAGAAGUAGAAGAAGCCAAGGAAAAGGCGCCGCCGGUCCCGAAAGUGGACGACAACCGAGAUCGAGACCCUGCCGCUUUGCCUCCGGUUCCCAACUAUCGCUUGGAGGAGAAAGGCCCUUCCCGGGAAGAGGAGGAAGAGGAGGAAGACGAGGAGGAGAAGAGCGAGAGGAAUCCGUCCCGGGAGCCUGGGGAUUUGCCCCCCACGAAGAGGAGCAACUGGAUCUUCAUUGACGAGGAGCAGGCCUUUGGCGGGAGGGGCCGAGGCCGAGGCCGCGGCUUCAGGGAGUUUGCCUUCAGAGGGGGGCGGGGCAGCGCGGCCGCGAAUGUCGGCGUCAACCGGGCCGCUCCCGCCCUCCCCAGCGCCCCGAGGAGCGGCCGGGCCCGGCCUUUGAAGGAGAUCAACCCCUUGGUGGGGGCGGAGGAGGAGUUCCCGCGAGGGAAGCCACGUCGCCGCAUCGCCAGCGAGACCCACAGCGAGGGCUCUGAGUACGAGGAGCUGCCCAAGCGGCGCCGGCAGCGGGGCACCGAGAACGGGGCCGAGGCGGAAGAGGGCGCGGCCGGGCUCAAGAAGGGGGACGCCCACGACUCCUGGCGCUCCAACAAGAUCUAUCCGGACGACGGAGACCCCAAAGCGAGGGUCCCGCAGCGGGCGUUUGGCCGGUCGCUGCCCCCGCGGUUGAGCAACUCCGGCUACGGCCGGCGGGGCUUUGUGGCCAAAGAGGGCCGAGGGUGGCAGGAGUAUGGCCACGGCAACGGCAUGCCCUCGGACGGCUUUGGGGCCUGGAGGGGCCACGCGGAGAGGGACUACUAUGGCCAGCGCUCCUUUGGGGAGGAGGACCCCCUCGAAAAGCGGCACUACUUCCCGGAGGAUUACGGCGGGGACCCCGAGAACGGGGAGAACCGCCCCUUCCGCCGGAGGAGGCCCCCCCGCCAGGACAAGCCCCCCCGCUUCCGGCGCCUGAGGCAGGAGCGCGAGUCCGUGGGGCAGUGGAGCCCCGAAGAAGGCGGCAACGUCGGGGGCGGGCAGUGGUCUGCCCGAGGGACAGCAGCCGAUCGGAGCGGCCCCCCCGCCCAGCGCUCCCCGGAGCUCUCGGGACAGAACUCCUCCGACCACGCCAACGAGGAGUGGGAGACGGCCUCCGAGAGCAGCGACUUCAGCGAGCGGAGGGACCGGCGCAACGGGGGCCCCUCGGAGGGCGAGGCCAUGCUGGACGGGGGGCUCCCGGAGAAGAGGGAGCUGGCCAAGCGGAGCUUCUCCAGCCAGAGGCCUUUGGCCGAUCGGCAGAGCCGGAAGGCGGACCCGGCCGGGUUCGGGGAGAAAGCGGUCCGAGGCAGCGCGGGCGGAGGGGCCCCUCGGUACGAGGCUCAGCAGAACGGAGCCCUCCAAGCGAGGGGACGGAGAUCUCCCGAGGAAGGCCUGGAGGCCGGUGGCUCUGGGAGCAGCCAUUCCCUCUACAGCUCUCACGCCGACGGAGCGGGAAAGAAGCCGGAGCCGGAGAAAGGGGAGGCCGCCUCCUCGCCCUUUGAGCUCGGCUACGGAAGCGGCCUGAUGGACAGCCGCCUCUCGGGCCCUGCGGAGGAGGAGGAGGAGGCGGCGGCGGCGGAGGCCGAGAUGGGGCUCCCCGUGGCCGGCGAGGGCUUCAUCGAGGUCCUGACCAAGAAGCAGCGGCGCUUGCUGGAGGAGGAGCGGCGCAAGAAGGAGCAGGCCGCACAGCCCCCGCCCAAAGGCCGCGCCCUCCAGUCCCGCAUCCCGCCGCGUUUUGCCAAGAAGCAGGGCGGCCUGUGCCUCGAACAGGGAGAGAUGCCCGUCGCCGGAAGCAGCCUCGGGACCGAGAUCUGGGAGACCAACGGCCCCGCCCUUUCAGUUCCGUCGUCUGCGACCGAUUCUUGGAGCAAACCCACCGGCACCUUCAACAGCACCGAAUCCAACCCCAACGAGCAUCAGCAGCAGCAGCCGCAAGGCUUCAAGGGCAGCCAAGGCGACAGCGGCAUCGACCUGAGCGCCGAGUCCCGGGAGUCCUCGGCCACCUCGUCCCAGCGCAGCUCCCCUUACGGCGCCCUCAAGCCCGAGGACGGGGCCGGGCCGGGCCUGGCCGAGCCCAAGACCCCCGAUGGGCACAAGGAAGGCGGGUCCAAGCCGGCCGAGAAGAAGGAUCCGGAUCCGGGCCUGGGCCAGAGCAAGGACCACAAGCCGGGCCCGAUCGGCAACGAACGCUCCCUGAAGAACCGGAAGGGCUCCGAAGGGGCCGAGCGCCUGGAAGGAGGGGGCAGCCUGCCCUCCGGGAACGGGGUGGAGAUCCACGUGGACCCCGUCCUCCCCGUGCCCCCCAUUGAGUUCGGGGUCAGCCCCAAAGCCAGUUUGGCCCAGUCCCUCCCAGUCCUCCGCCGGGAGCACCACCUCCAGCGCUGCAUCGGCUUGAACCCCAUGUCUUUCCCGACGGCGGACCUCACCCUCAAGAUGGAGUCUGCCCGCAAGGCCUGGGAGAACUCCCCCGGUUUGCCAGAGCAGAGCUCCCCCGUGGGCAGCAGCGUCAACGGCGGCGUCAAUGGCGGCGGCUCUGGCCUGCAGCCCCCCUCGGGCGUGGGGGGGCCCUCCAACGGGGGGGUCAGUUACAGCUCCUUCGGGGGGGUCUCCAUGCCCGCCAUGCCCCCCGUGGCCUCCGUGGCCCCCUCCGCCUCCAUGCCAGGAAGCCACAUCCCCCCGUUGUACCUGGACGGCCACGUCUUUGCCAGCCAGCCCCGCCUCCUGCCCCAGGCCAUCCCGCAGCAGCAGAGCUACCAACAGGCCGCCCAGCAGAUCCCGCUCUCGCUCCACACGUCGCUCCAGGCGCAGGCCCAGCUGGGCCUCCGGGGGGGCCUCCCCGUCUCCCAGUCCCAGGAAAUCUACAGCUCCAUCCAGCCCUUCAGGUCGCAGGUGUACAUGCACCCGAGCCUGUCUCAGGCCAGCGCGGUGGUGCUGAAGCCCCCCUACUCGGCCUUCCCCGGGAUGCAGCCCCUGGAGAUGGUCAAGAGCCCCUCGGGGUCCCCCUACCAGCCGGUCAGCGGGAGCCAGGCCCUGCUCUACGACGGGGGGGCCCUCGGACAGGCCUCCCCCAUGAUGGACUCCCCACUCACACAGUUGACGCUGCCGAUGCCGGGCUCCCAGCUGCCGAUGCCCCGCUACGGCUCCGGCCAGCAGCCGCUGCUCCUGCCGCAGUCCAUCCAGCUCCCGCAGGGACAGGGCCUCUCGGUCGGGGCGCCCCGCAGGAUCCUCUCCCCCGGGUCCCAGCCCUCCAUCCUGGCCGGCGGCCGGGAGUCUUCUCACAUGGAAAUGAAGGGGUUCCACUUUGCCGACGCCAAGCAGAACAUCCCCUCCGGCGGAUCGAUGCCUCAUGUCUACAGACCCGGCUCUGCCAGCCCCAGCGGGAAGCCCAGCCCCGGACCAGCCGUUGGCAUGAACUCUGUCCAGGGCCAUUACAUCCAGCAGGCCAAGCAGCGGCUGGACGAGGGGGGCAAGGGGGUUAUGGGCCCAGUGAAGCCGCUGCCGGAGCCUCCUCCCUCGGGCCCCAUGAAGCCGCCCCCCCGGACCGGGGCCAUCAAGCCGCAGGCCGUCAAAGUGGAGGAGGGCAAGGCCUGAGACCCCGAUCCCGCCACCGCCGCCGCCACCUUUGCCCCCUUUGAAAGCGAGAGAACGAGAGGAAGGAAGGAAGGAAGGAAGGAAGAGGGCCGAGAGAGAGACGAACAAAACAAAGAAACAAACAAGGCAGACCCCACCUCCCCGACCAACGUCUCCACGUGCAAAAUCGGCAAAAACGAACGAGUUUUGGGAAAGCCGGACAAGACGCAGCCGCCCCUUUUGUGGGUUUCCAUCGCCGGACUCAUAACCAACCCCUCUCCCUUCGUUACGGAACCAAGUCCACGUUUCCUUUCUCGGACAGACCCUCCUCUUCCAUGGAUGUGCGUGUGUGUAAAACGUGUGUGUGUGUGUGUUAGUAUGCGACGCGGGGGCUCCUUGCUCUCCCUCCCACCCAGAUAGAAGCAGGGAUUGCAUUUUUGCAGGAGUCCGAUAUGUACAAAAAUCCGACGUCCGAGUCGCUCAAAAGCGGCCCGUCUCCAAAAAUCAUGUCGUUUUUCUUCUUUUGAUUUCCAUCUCGGUCAACGAAUGGCUCCUCCCUUGGAAUCCAUGCCAACAGUAUGGAGGGUUUUGUUUAUAUUUUUGGUAUUAUUAUUAUUAUUACUAUUAUUAUUAUUAUUAUUUUGUAAUAUUUCUGGGUCCGAGCCUUGCAUGGUCUGUUACAGAAGUCCUGAGUUAAGAUGUAUAUUUAAGGGUCGAUCCGUUGCAUCCUUUCCCCAAGUUUCCCGUCUAUUUCCAUUCAUUUCGGAUCUCUUUACGUCCAUGUUUAGAUGCUACACUUCUUUGUAUUGACUCUCAGUCUUAUUAGACGUUUAAUUUUCCAAACUUGGGAGGAGUUUGCCUUUAAAUCGCCCCUCAAAAAAGGACAAUUUGGUCUAACAAUCCCAUUCAAACCAGUGAGGCCAGAAGCCGAAAACUCCGUUUUCCUUUGUAAAUAAUACUCUGUAAACAAGAAGCAUUUGAAGUCUUUGAUUUGCUGUUCGGUUUUAAUUGUUGUCUUCUUCCUCCUCUGCUUAUUUUUUUAUUUCUAAAGGCUUCUCCAUCCGGAUAAAGCAACAACAACAGCUCUUUUUCAGGCUUUUUUUUUUAAGUUGCAGCCAAGUUUCCUCUAUGUCUGUAUGUCUGUUGUGUCCCCUCCCUUUGUAGAAAAACCUUCAAGUAGAUGGUUGUUUUUAAAUAAAAUAAAAUGCUAACUUUAGGGGAAAA